GGGAUUAGUAUAUUUUUUUUUGUUUGUAUCGUUAAAACAAAGACCAUAUCUUUCUUUUUCAACGAUUUGUAUUUGAAAGUUUGUUCAGCGUCAAUCAUCAUAAUCAUUAAAUUGUUUAGAAUAUUGUUUGUAUCAAUUCAAAUGAUGAAAACAAUGGAUAUCAAUUAUAAGCAUAUAAGUAUGUUAUUAUUUUUUACCAUCAUUCUAAUGUCAUCCAGCAAGAUAUCGGUUUUUGGUCAAUUGCCGCAAUUGCAAACUACAUCUGCGGCACCGAUAAUGAUAAAUAUUACAACUGAAAUGCCAGUUAGAAAUGAAACAGGAAACUAUACAUCUUUGCCACCAAUAACGUCAUCAGAAUUGAAUAUUACAACCGAUAUCUUUAAUAGGACUGAAAUAACAAAUCAUACCAUAAAACCUACGGAUGAAUCCUUCAAUGUAACUACAGAAAAUGGCACAACUCAUUUUCCGUCGCAUGUAACAACACAAUUUCCAUCGCAUGUAACAACUCACAGUCCUACUAAUCAAACAGAUGAUAAGAAAAUUCGUCGUGCCGGCAUAAUCAUAUCGGCUGUUGUAAUUGCUAUAUCGAUGGCUACAAUAGUAUUAGCUGCAUUCUAUUGGCUUUAUUUCGAUAAACAGGAAGAUGAUCAACAAUCAAUGAGUAGUCGUCAAACAGCUGCUGGUUUAGGCAAUAAUCUGAAUCAAGAAAUUAAAGAUGCUGCAAUUACAAGUUUACAGCAACAACAAGAGCAACAAAAAGGACCACCAUUAGCUGGUACGACGAGUGAUGGUGAAAAAAGUAAAUCAUCAUCAAAAUCAUCAUCAAAACGUGCCCAACAGCAGCAACCAAUGCCUAAAGAAUCGUCGUCAUCAUCAUCGAGGAAAAGAAAGGAAGGACAAGCUAUGAUGGAAUCGAAAGAUAAUCGACCGGAAAAAUCGACAUCGGGAGUCGCAGCAUCAAUGAUGGAUCCAUCGCAGACUCAAUCACAGAUGCCAUAUUCGGAUGUGCUAUCGGCACAAUCAGCUACAUCAAAAAAUGAAGAAUGAAAAAUAUAGACCAUUAUUAGUGGGCAUUGAAUUGUGGAUGGUUGUAUUCAGCAAGGGAGAGACACCACCAUCUUGAAACAAGAGAAGAAUUAUUUUUGAUUGAAAAUAAAAAAUUUUCUAAAUUGUUGUUGUUUCUA
Dermatophagoides farinae (American house dust mite) is the source of this 1184-nucleotide messenger RNA. RefSeq lists its product as uncharacterized. NCBI's taxonomy places the organism in Eukaryota, Metazoa, Arthropoda, Arachnida, Sarcoptiformes, Pyroglyphidae. The record is from RefSeq and is a predicted model, not a curated record.